Pezoporus occidentalis (night parrot) is the source of this 969-nucleotide messenger RNA. RefSeq names its product phosphatidylinositol transfer protein cytoplasmic 1 (gene PITPNC1). NCBI's taxonomy places the organism in Eukaryota, Metazoa, Chordata, Aves, Psittaciformes, Psittacidae. Bases 17 to 832 code for a protein of 271 amino acids. Gene Ontology annotation, molecular function: phosphatidylinositol transfer activity; phosphatidylinositol binding. The record is from RefSeq and is a predicted model, not a curated record. The transcript has 10 exons. Gene Ontology annotation, biological process: phospholipid transport. Gene Ontology annotation, cellular component: cytoplasm.
CCCCAGGUCAAAAUGAAUGAUGAGUGAAGAAUGUCCCAUUUUCACAAGUGGCCACAGAGAACACGAUGCAGAGUACAGAAUUGGCCAGCUGUACAUGAUAAGCAAGCAUAGCCAUGAGCAGAGCGACCGAGGUGAAGGUGUGGAAGUGGUGCACAAUGAACCCUAUGAAGAUCCAAACCAUGGCAAUGGUCAGCUAACAGAAAAACGUGUCUAUCUCAACAGCAAACUGCCUAGCUGGGCUAGAGCCGUUGUUCCCAAAAUAUUUUAUGUUACAGAGAAAGCUUGGAAUUAUUAUCCUUAUACAAUCACAGAAUACACAUGUUCAUUUUUGCCUAAAUUCUCCAUUCACAUAGAGACAAAAUACGAGGACAACAAAGGAAGCAAUGACAGUAUUUUUGACAAAGAAGCUAAAGACCUGGAGAGAGAAGUCUGCUUUAUUGAUAUUGCCAGUGAUGAAAUUCCCGAGCGCUAUUACAAGGAAUCAGAGGAUCCUAAAUAUUUCAAGUCACAGAAGACUGGGAGAGGCCAGUUAAAAGAAGGCUGGAGAGAGACACAUCAGCCCAUCAUGUGUUCCUACAAGCUUGUGACUGUGAAAUUUGAAGUCUGGGGGCUUCAAACCAGAGUAGAGCAAUUUGUACACAAGGUCGUCAGAGAUAUACUAUUGAUUGGUCACCGGCAGGCAUUUGCCUGGGUUGAUGAGUGGUACGAUAUGACUAUGGAUGAUGUUCGAGAAUACGAGAAAAACAUGCAUGAAAAAACCAACAUUAAAGUUUGCAACCAACAUUCAUCUACUGUGGAUGAAAUAGAGAGCCAUGCCAAAGCAAGAACAUGACAAUGGAUGAAGUCCGAGAGUUUGAACGAGCAACUCAGGAAGCCACCAACAAGAAGAUUGGGAUUUUCCCACCUGCAAUAUCUAUCUCUAACACUUCCAUGCCUUCUUCAACCCGCAGUGCUCCAUCUAGUGCUCCA